UGGCCGGAUCCGCUAGUUGACAGACGGGACUUUCUCGUUGGGUUUUGAACUUUUGAAAGCGGCCGUUUGUGAGGUUUGGUGAAGUUGAGCAUACUGUUGACAGCGGGGCAUUGUUUUCAAGAUGGCAUCUCAAAAUGAUGAUCCUAUGGCUGAUGGAGAGCAUGCUAAAAGCAGCGACGAGCAGCGGAGGGUAGACCCCGGGAGCCACUCUGUUGCAAAGAGGCUGCAACAGGAGCUGAUGACACUUAUGAUGGGGGAUGACAAAAGUAUCUCUGCAUUCCCUGAUGGUGACAACCUCUUCCGAUGGAUCGGCACAAUACAUGGACCACAAGGGACAGUCUAUGAGAACUUGGUGUAUCGGCUCAGGCUGGAGUUCCCUAGUUGCUACCCCUAUGAAAGCCCACUAGUAACUUUUGAAACCCCUUGCUUUCACCCAAAUGUGGAUGCUCAGGGGAACAUAUGCCUUGACAUCCUCAGAGAAAAAUGGACAGCUUUGCUAGAUGUUCGCACUGUGCUACUCUCUAUUCAGUCUUUGCUAGCAGAACCCAACGUGUCAAGCCCCCUGAAUGGCUAUGCUGCAGAGCUGUGGAGUAAUCAGGUCUUGUACAAGAAAGUGCUUCUGGAAAAGUAUGCAAAGAAAAACAAGAAGCCAGAAUCUUAGAGUGCCAGAAGCUGUCACCUCACUGGAGUUAUCUGGCGAAGUGCUUUUUAAGUGGGUUUUAUGGGCUGGGGGACCAAGGUGCAAAGUGUGCACUAUAUUUAGAUUCAUGCAAGAGCAGCAGUUGUAAGUUAUUUGAUUGCGUUUUGGAUGUACACAAGUCUGUGCUGUUUUGUUGCCAGCAGAUGCUACUUCUUCAAGUGAAAGAAGUCAUGAGUAGCUGGCGAAGUGCUUCUUAAGUGGGUUUUAUGGGCUGGGGGACCAAGGUGCAAAGUGUGCACUAUUUUUAGAUUCAUGUAAGAGCAGCAGUCGUAAGUAAUUUGAGUGUGUUUUGAAUGCACACAAGUCUGUGCUGAAUUGAUUGCGUUUUGGAUGUACACAAGUCUGUGCUGUUUUGUUGCCAGCAGAUGCUACUUUUUCAGGUGAAAGAAGUCAUGAGUAGCUGGCAAAGUGCUUCUUAAGUGGGUUUUAUGGGCUGGGGGACCAAGGUGCAAAGUGUGCACUAUUUUUAGAUUCAUGUAAGAGCAGCAGUUGUAAUUUGAGUGUGUUUUGAAUGCACACAAGUCCGUGCUGUUUUGUUGCCAGCAGAUGCACCUUUUCAUGUGAAAGAAGUCAUGAGUAGCUAGCGAAGUGCUUUUUAAGUGGGUUUUAUGGGCGGGGGGACCAAGGUGCAAAGUGUGGACUAUUUUUAGAUUCAUGUAAGAGCAGCAGUUGUAAGUAAUUUGAGUGGGUUUUGAUUUCACACAAGUCUGUGCUGUUUUGUUGCCAGCAGAUGCUACUUUUUCAUGUGAGAAGUCAUGAGUAGCUGGUGGUGCUUUUCAGGUGGGUUUUAUGGGCUGGGGAACCAAGGUGCAAAGUGUGCACUAUGUUUAGAUUCAUGCAAGAGCAGCAGUUGUAAGUUAUUUGAGUGCGUUUUGGGUGCACACAAGUCUGUGCUGUUUUGUUGCCAGCAGAUGCUACUUUUUCAUGUGAAAGAAGUCACGAGUAGCAAAGAGUCAUUUUUAUUUUUAUGUGUGCAAAUAAAUUCCUGUACAGUUGA
Rhipicephalus microplus (southern cattle tick) is the source of this 1697-nucleotide messenger RNA. RefSeq names its product ubiquitin-conjugating enzyme E2 C. The record is from RefSeq and is a predicted model, not a curated record. Lineage: Eukaryota; Metazoa; Arthropoda; Arachnida; Ixodida; Ixodidae.